Hemicordylus capensis (graceful crag lizard) is the source of this 2683-nucleotide messenger RNA. It is a transcript of the gene TBCC, whose product is annotated as tubulin folding cofactor C. The record is from RefSeq and is a predicted model, not a curated record. Gene Ontology annotation, cellular component: cytoplasm. Lineage: Eukaryota; Metazoa; Chordata; Lepidosauria; Squamata; Cordylidae. Gene Ontology annotation, molecular function: tubulin binding. The transcript has a single exon. Bases 71 to 1060 code for a protein of 329 amino acids. Gene Ontology annotation, biological process: tubulin complex assembly; post-chaperonin tubulin folding pathway.
GCAGCCUUGUUAGUGUGAGGUGGGUGAGAAAGGCUGAGCCAGCCAGAGGCGGGCCGGCUGGAAAAGAAAGAUGGAGGCGACGGCGAGCGACCGGGUGUCCGUUGUUCCCGAGAAGCUCCAGCAGCGAGAGACUGAGCGGCGGGAGGAAGCUGAGCGGCGGCGGCGGGAGCGCGACGCCCAGGCGGUGCAGGAGGAGCAGAGCGGGUUCUUCACCGCCGCCUUCUCCCGGGAGCGGGAAGCCGUCGAGGCGCUGCUGGAGCCAGAGGCGGAACAGGGUGCUGAGGACGAGGCGGCCGCCGCCCAGAGGCUGGAGGAGGCGGCCGGGCGGCUGCAGGGCCUGCAGCGGCUGCUGACCGACUCGGUGCGUUUCCUGGCCCCAUACGAAGUGCGGCAGGCGCAGGCGGCGCUGGGCAGGCUCCAGGCCGCUGUCUCCGAGCGGCGCCUCCAGUUGCAGCCCAAGAAGCGCUUCGCUUUCCGCGCCCUCAAGAAGGAAUCCGCUCAGGCGCCUCCGAAGCCGCCGCCCCGGGGAGCUCCCUCCUCCGCUUCUUCCUCGCCUGCAGGCCCCCAGACUGGAUUCAGCGGGGUCGAGGGGCAAGAGCUGGAGCUGGGUCCAGCCGAGCUGCUGCAGCAGGACGUGGUGCUGUCGGAGCUGAGCCGCUGCCGGGUGCGACUCCGGGGCAACCCCAACACGCUGCUGGUGCGCGACUGCCGGGACUGCACGGUGCUGUGCGGCCCGGUCUCCACCUCGGCGCGGGUGGAAGGCUGCAGUGGCAGCCGCCUGGCCCUCGCCUGCCAGCAGCUCCGCACGUACCGCACCACCCAGACCAGCUUCUACGUGCAAGUGACCUGCCGCGCGAUGCUGGAGGACUGCAGCGGUGUCCGCUUCGGCCCCUAUACGUGGAGCUAUGCGGGCAUCGAUUCCGACUUCGAGACUUCCGGGCUCGAUCGGAGCAGGGACAAUUGGAGCGAGGUGGAUGACUUCAACUGGCUGGCCAGAGAUGAGCCCUCCCCGAACUGGAGCGUGAUCCCGGAGAACGAGAGGGUCACCGACUGGGAUUGAGCCGGGGUGAUGUAGCUGCCACCGUCUCUGCAGAGGUCCUGUAGGCAGCUGCACUGUAGCAAAAGCAGUUGUUACAAAGGCACAGAGAGAACACUGCGAUUAGAGAGACAGACCUUGCUGAUGUUUGGAAACUGCUCACAGUGUUGCGAUGAAGGUACCGAAGUACCUAUCUCUAACUGCACUCGGUUUGUAAUUGAGUCUGCAAUCCUGUGCACCCUUACUUGGAAGUAAAUCUCGUUAGUUACAGUGGGACUUGCUUUCAGGUACUCAUGUAUAGGAUUGCACUGCAAGUGUCCUAGUGUUAAUCUUUUCUAUUCUAUGCACUAUUCCUUAUUGUGCGACUUUUUUUCUGAGCUGUGCUGCCCUCUGGGUAGAAUUGGAAUAGCACUGAACACUCGAGUGAAAUACUCAGUAACUUAACUGUCCCAUACUUCUGAUUAAAGAAUGCAGUGCCUGGGAUUAUGGACUGUGCUACCUCUAUAACGUGCUAGAAGAGGUUUAAAUGAUGGUAGUGGGGAGGUAAUGUGUUCUUCUGGCACAUGUAGGUUCCUCUGGCGCUCCUGUUGGUUAUUUAAAGCUGAAAAGCACUGUUAGUGAUUGCUGUUAAAUUUUUGUUUGCAAAGCAACCUUAUUCAGGUGCAGUUGUAGACUAAAUUUAUUAUUUACAUUGGCAGCAAUCUUGCACUGUGCAGAAAUCUUUUGUACUCUUUAUUACAUCUUGGAGUUGCUGCAAGUUAUCUGGAAGUGUCAGAAACAUGAUUUUUGCCUUCAGCUGGUUGCCUGAUCUUUAAAACAGUUUAGUAGUACAUUUUGCAUCAUGGGAUGAACUCCAGUUCUGUGGCAAACUCGUCUAAUCUUACAUCCUUGUGACACUUAAAUCCUUUACUGCUACCAGUGUGACACAAUUUGCACAGUAUAGCUCAGAUGUGAUGCCAGAGUGGUGUGUCUGUGAAUAUUCCAGUGUAGACCUAUAAAAGAGCAGAGCAAAGCAUUAUGUUUUGGGCACAAUUUGGCCAAAGUUAAGCACCUAGAAGGCCACUUCUAUUAGUGGGAGCAAGUCAAGUGCUUAAUUCUCCAACUGAAGUCAGCAGCACAUCAUCCGUUCUUAACUUUAACCGGAUUUCUCAUAUUUAAAGUUUUUGUUUACACUUUUCCCCAAGAAACCACUCUUACUGUGAUAAGAUGCUCUUUAGAACUAUUGAAUAACACUUGCAUGUUCUUAUAUAAGUGUACACUGGUCUAGGCAUUUCAACAGUUUGUUCUAUCUGUUUUUCAUAAAGUAAUUCUGUUUCUGUUCAGAUAGAUGAAGAUGGGUCAGAUUUUUGAGAGUUAUUACCUUUCUUUGCUCAUUGGAGGCCUUCAAUACCAUAGGCAUAAGAACAUCCUGUAAAACUGAACCUUGUUUAACUGUAAGCAGAGUCAAUAUUGUCAUUCCUGGUCUCUGUUUUUUUAAUUGUGCUAAUGUACUUCAAAAGUUAGUAGCUUUGCAAAAUACUGAUGGAAACUCCAGUACUCUGUAUUGUUUAUAAAUAUACUGUGUCUCUGUCCAAUAUACUUUUGAGUACAGUAAGAAGAGUAACUGUAGCUGCUUGAAUUAAAACUUAUUCAUAAUUUCUGAUCAAA